UUGCAAUUAUACAUUUUCUGCUAAAAUAUACCUCUAAUGCUUUGACUUGUUCUUUUAUUUAAAUAGAUCAUUAAUUUUUAACGUGCAAAAAACUGGAUAAAAUUCACUUCAGGUUUUUUUUUUUUUUUUAGUUUUUAUCUCAUCUCAGUGUAAAGAUGUCCUUACUCUUACUGGACUCUGAGAGACGCUGUUGGUUAACAUAAAAUUGUCUUCGGAGCCUUAUGAUCAUUCUCCUCCCCAACCCUUCUCUCAUAAGAAGAACGCAGCUUUUCUUUUGCCUGACACUGGCGGUCUGUUCAUGUUCCAUUUGGGGUCUGAUCAAAGCGAACAUUGUCUUCGUUAACGGAUUGUUUAUUUCUAGUUGUGAUUGCAUAUUUUGUUUUUUUUCUUGUGGAUUCCUAAUAAUGGAGGGAGGAACAUCAUCCUGUCGGCGCGUCAAAUGGCGACUUCUCGGCGAUCGUGUGCUCUUUUUCCUGCUGUGUGUCUGUCAGCUUGCCAUUGGACAUGUCAGAUAUUCGAUUCCAGAGGAAAUGAGGAAAGGAUCUUUUAUUGGGAAUGUGGCUCAAGAUCUCGGCUUGGAUCUGAAAAGGCUCCGCUCUGGUCGGGCCCGCAUUGUGACCGGGGAAAACACCCAGUACACCGAGCUGAAAGCAGACAAAGGGAUUUUGGUCGUCAACGACAGAAUCGACCGGGAGCAGCUUUGCGGCGACACGAUGCCGUGCAGCUUCAGCUUUGAGGUGAUUUUAGAAAAUCCGAUGGAGCUGCAUCAGAUAACAGUGGAAAUAACAGAUAUUAAUGAUCACUCGCCCACGUUUAAAGGAGAAAACAUUAUUUUUGAGAUCAGUGAAUCCGCGCUGACAGGAGCACGGUUCUCCUUAACAAGCGCAGAGGACGCAGAUGUUGGUACGAACGGUCUGAAAGAAUAUUUCUUGACUGAAAAUGAUCAUUUUGUUCUCAAACAGCACUCGAACGCAGAUGGUAAAAGAUACGCGGAGAUGGUGCUUCAGAAGCCUUUAGACAGAGAGACAAACCCGAACCUUUUGUUAAAGCUAAUCGCUGUGGACGGAGGAACUCCUCAGAGAUCAGGUACAGUUAAUAUAAAUAUAACCAUUCUUGAUAUCAAUGAUAACGCUCCAGUAUUUAAUCAAUCGGUUUAUAAAGCUGCAGUGACGGAAAAUUCCCCUCGAGGCACUUACGUCAUCACAGUAAAUGCGACUGACGCAGAUUUCGGCCCGAACAGCAUCGUUAGGUAUUAUUUUUCUGAUCCCAACAGCGGAUCAAAUGAUGUAUUUGAAAUUGAUGAAAAGAGUGGAAAAAUCUCAAUGAGUGGUUCUGUUGAUUAUGAAAAAAAUACUAAGUAUGAACUGAGAGUGGAUGCAAAGGAUCAAGGAGGUUUGACAGAUUCAAGUAAAGUGAUCAUCGAUGUGAUGGAUGUGAAUGAUAAUGCUCCUGUUAUAAGUGUAAUGUCAUUCAGCAGUCCUGUCUCUGAGGAUUCUCCUCCUGGUACAACCAUAGGAAUCAUUAACGUGAAGGACCUCGAUUCAGCUGAAAACGGACAAGUUAGUUGCAGGAUUGAAGAAAAUGUCCCAUUUAAAAUUAAAUCAAAUUUAAAAAAUUACUACACUUUGCUCACAUAUUCAAUAUUGGACCGCGAAAGUGUUUCAGAAUAUAAUAUCACAGUAACUGUAACAGAUGCUGGAGUGCCUCCUUUGUCUUCAAAAAGGACUUUUAAUUUGAAAAUCUCUGAUGUAAAUGAUAAUUCUCCCCGUUUUCUAAAAGGCGUUUAUGAUGCGUUUGUGUUUGAAAAUAACCUUCCAGGUGUCUCUAUUCUCGUGAUAAAAGCAAAAGAUCCAGAUGAAAAUCAAAAUGCUCGAAUUUCGUACAUUCUAGAGGAGAGUAGAGUCGGUGGUGGGCCAGUUUCUGAAUAUGUUUCAGUAAACGCAGAAACUGGAGUUAUUCAUGCUUUACGAUCAUUUGAUUAUGAGCAACUAAAACAGAUUGAAUUUGUGGUGAAAGCUCAGGAUGGAGGUUCUCCUCCUCUCAGCAGCAACACAACAGUUAUUAUAAAAGUCCAGGACCAGAACGAUAACCCGCCUCAGGUUCUGUACCCGGUCCAGACUGCUGGCUCUGUGGUGGCUGAAAUGGUGCCUCGUUCAGCUGAUGUGGGCUACCUGGUGACUAAAGUGGUGGCUGUUGAUGUGGACUCUGGACAGAAUGCCUGGCUCUCCUAUAAACUGCAGAAAGCCACAGACAGGGCGCUGUUUGAAGUGGGCUCCCAGAAUGGAGAGAUCCGAACUGUCCGCCAAGUGACGGAGAAAGAUUUGCUCAAACAAAGACUGACUGUGAUCGUGGAGGACAACGGGCAGCCCUCUCGUUCAGCUACAGUCAUUGUUAACGUGGCGGUGGCGGACAGCUUCCCUGAAGUGCUGUCGGAGUUCAGCGACUUUCCACACGACAAGGACUACAAUGACAACCUGACUUUUUACUUAGUGCUGGCUCUGGCUGUGGUUUCUUUCCUCUUCAUCACGUGUUUAGUGGUCAUCAUCUCCGUCAAAAUCUACCGAUGGAGACAGUCUCGCAUCCUGUAUCACUCCAGCCUCCCUGUCAUUCCAUAUUAUCCUCCACGGUACUCAGACACUUUGGGCACAGGGACUCUGCCACACACGUACAAUUACGAGGUGUGCAGGACCACUGACUCCAGAAAGAGUGACUGUAAGUUCGGCAGAGCUGGGAGUCAGAACGUGCUAAUAAUGGACCCCAGUUCUACAGGAACCAUGCAGCGGAUGCAGAGUGAGAAGAGCAUCCUGGAUGAACCAGACUCUCCUCUAGAGGUCAGUAAGCAAUAAGCUGAUUUUACAGUUGCAUUUUUUCUCUGCCU
This is a messenger RNA of Oryzias melastigma (Indian medaka), 2878 nucleotides long. Its product is annotated as protocadherin beta-16. The transcript has a single exon. Bases 222 to 2846 code for a protein of 874 amino acids. Gene Ontology annotation, molecular function: calcium ion binding. Lineage: Eukaryota; Metazoa; Chordata; Actinopteri; Beloniformes; Adrianichthyidae. The record is from RefSeq and is a predicted model, not a curated record. Gene Ontology annotation, cellular component: plasma membrane. Gene Ontology annotation, biological process: homophilic cell-cell adhesion.